Molecule: messenger RNA, 683 nt
Organism: Postia placenta MAD-698-R-SB12
Lineage: Eukaryota; Fungi; Basidiomycota; Agaricomycetes; Polyporales; Adustoporiaceae
Exons: 4
Coding region: 8-562 (184 amino acids)
Molecular function (GO): acireductone dioxygenase [iron(II)-requiring] activity
Source: RefSeq, a predicted model, not a curated record
UGACAUCAUGCGCGCAUACUUCAUGGACGACCUCCCCGGCGACCAGCGCGAGCUGCACGACUCGGGGCGCACCGUUCCCGACGAGAUGCUCGACAAGCUCGGCGUGCUGCGCUGGCACAUCCCCGUCGAUGCCGAGGGCAAGUGGCAGAGCGAGGUCGACAAGAUCGCGGACGCGCGCAGCUACAAGAACCGCGACAUCGUCCUCAACGCGAAGGAGGGCUUGGGCGACACCUUCGAGGCCACCAUGAAGCGCUUCUACUCCGAGCACAUGCAUGAGGACGAGGAGAUCCGGUACAUCAUCGAGGGCAGCGGCUUCUUCGACGUCCGGGAAUUCACCACGGACGAGUGGGUCCGCCUCCACCUCUCUGCGGGCGACAUGAUCGUGCUCCCCGCCGGCAUCUACCACCGCUUCUCUCUCGACAUGGGCAACAAGUCGCGCACCAUGCGUCUCUUCAAGGACGAGCCGAAGUGGAUCGCCUACAACCGCAGCACUGACACCGACACCAACCCGUUCCGUCUGGACUAUGUCAAGGCCGUCCAGGGCGUCGCGGUUGGUGCCUGAGUGGCGCCUCUCUUCAAGUUUCAGACGUAGAUAGUGCUGCACGGGCGGAUGAACAAUGUAUUGAUAGGUGUAUAUAUGUACUGCAAGAGGAUGGUGUGUGUGAGUGCACGUUUCCAGAUUG